Molecule: messenger RNA, 600 nt
Organism: Acanthosepion pharaonis
Lineage: Eukaryota; Metazoa; Mollusca; Cephalopoda; Sepiida; Sepiidae
Source: the annotation of a GenBank genome assembly
AUGAGCAGAACAAAGAAAUCAAGAAACGAGGGUGUUGCACAAGUAUUCUUGGUUAGUUCUUUUCAGAGAAGAAUGCAGCUGCUUAGAUUCCUUUUCUCUGUUGAGCACAGCUUUUGUUCUUUCCUUCCAAAAUUUUCUGUCUACAUCGAGACUCGCUAUGAAAACAAUGCUGGCACAUCAGAAAAUGUCAUUAAUCUUGACAAUGAAGACCUCGAACAGAGGGAAGUUGACAUCGUUGACAUUGUUAUGGAGGAAAUUGCUGAACAUCAUUACAAACCAGAAGAGGACCUUAAAAUAUUCAAAUCAGAAAAAACUGGCCGUGGACCCCUCACCAGUGGUUGGAUGGAAUGUACAACCCCAAUUAUGUGUUCUUACAAAGUAGUGAAAGUGAAAUUUGAAGUGUGGGGAUUGCAAACUAAAGUGGAACAAUUUGGACAAAAGGCAAUUCGAGACAUUCUUUUGCUUGGUCAUAGACAAGCAUUUGCCUGGAUUGACGAGUGGUAUGGUAUGAGCAUUGAUGACUUGCGUGAAUAUGAAGCACGCAUGCAAGCAGAAACUAACAAGAAACUGGGAGUAAAUGAGGCUGCCACCCCUCAAUGA